Molecule: messenger RNA, 381 nt
Organism: Phoenix dactylifera (date palm)
Lineage: Eukaryota; Viridiplantae; Streptophyta; Magnoliopsida; Arecales; Arecaceae
Source: RefSeq, a predicted model, not a curated record
AUGGCGAGUCUCCGAGCUCUCUUCGUGCUUGCCCUUGUCCUUGUGGCGGUCGUGGCCACCGAGUCUGCCUCAUCCCCGGCUUCCACCCCCUCCGCCGCCCCGGACACCAACAACCAAAACCCCCUCCUGGCUCCCAAACCCAACACCCCCCUGCCAGAUUCUGGGGCAGAAUCUCCUGACGGUGAUGCCAUGGACGAUGACGACGCAGCACCAGCUGGAUCUCCCCACGCGGCCACUGCAAAUAAUGCACCAGAGGGCACGUCGAACGCCGACUCCGGCGACGGUAGCCCCACGUCUUCUGACAACAGUAGUGCCUCAGCUAUUGGGGUGACUUCCAUGGCUGCCGUCGCUGCAGUUGCUGCAAGCUACAUUGUCUUCUAA